Messenger RNA from Parnassius apollo (apollo), 333 nucleotides. The record is from the annotation of a GenBank genome assembly. Lineage: Eukaryota; Metazoa; Arthropoda; Insecta; Lepidoptera; Papilionidae.
AUGGGGAUAUUGAGAGGUCGUGUUGACUUAGCCUACAGAGCAUCAAGCGAUACAUUAAAAAUGCACAGAGCACUCCGCAUAGUGAAGUCCAACACCGACAUCUCUAGUGAUUACACGUGUGUCGUUUCAACAUUCAUGGAAGAGGAUUCAAGAACGAAGCAAAUGAUUGUUUUUGGGCCCAUUAGCACAACACCUGAAAUGCCAACCGCGGCGGACAUGCAACUCGCUGCGGCUAUUGGCUCUAAAGGCAUCACACUGAAUAUCUACGCACCGGGUGAAAUUCCAAGUGUUCCAGCUAUACGUCUAGUCAUGUUGUCCAAAGUCGUAUCUUAA